This is a messenger RNA of Rhagoletis zephyria (snowberry fruit fly), 1575 nucleotides long. Lineage: Eukaryota; Metazoa; Arthropoda; Insecta; Diptera; Tephritidae. The record is from RefSeq and is a predicted model, not a curated record.
AUGCCACUUUGGAGUGCUCAAUCAACGUCCAAAGCAGCGUUCGGUCAAACGGCCCUCUUCCAGCCAUCAUUUGUCAAUCCGAGUACAACUCACCCCAGCCAUGCAGUAAACAAGACUACUGAAAAGAACAGCAAGUAUCUCAACAGCACAAAGGCUUUUGGGGAAAAUUACUUUGAUGCGCUGGAUAUACAGAGUCAGUCGGACGAAGCUCCUAAAAAUGACAAACCGCCCAAGGUGGACAAUCUUUCUAAACUUGAGGAAGAUCUAAAGACAUUUACCAAAGAGCUUUACAAGCCAAAAAAGCGCAAAGAUGAUGAUCUUUUUGAAAAGGUGGAAAUUCUUGAAGAAGAAAAGUUGGAAAUGAUUAAAGAAAAUGAUGCUCUUAAGGCUGAAAACGAAAAGCUACAAGUUAGCCUGAACAUGCAGAAGAUUCACUGUGAAAGUGUUUACAAAGAACUUGAAAGUGUUCAUGACACUUUGUCGUCUAACCAAGCUCAACUAGACUCAUUCAAAGAUGCUCAUAACGAGUUUGAAACUUUUAAACGAAAAUAUCCGCUUCAGCAAACUGAGCUUCGAAAUAAGGUCAAGCAAAAGAUAGAGAACCUACAAUCAGAAAAGGUCGCUUGUCAAAUCAUGAAUCAACGACUGGAGGGAACAAACCAAGAGAUGAAGCUAUCAAUUAAAGGCCUGGAAGGCUCAAACUUGGAGCUUAAAUCAACGAUUGAAGGUCUAGAAGAUGCGAACCAAGAGUUGAAGGCAAAGAUUAAAGGCGUUGAAAGUGUCAAUCAGGAGAUGAAGUUGGCGAUUAAAGGCCUAGAAGGUGCGAAACAGGAGAUGAAAACAAAGGUUGAAGGCCUGGAAGGAGCAAACCUGGAGAUGGGCUUAGAGAUUGAAAACCUAGAAGAAGCAAACAAGGCAUUGAAGUUGAAGAUUGAAGGCCUGGAAAGUGCAAACAAUGAUUCGAAAUCAAAGAUGGAAGAGCUGGAAAGUGCAAACCAUGAGCUAAAUUCAACGAUCGAAAGCCUGAAAAACGCAAACGAGGAGUCGAAAUCAAAGAUUGAAGGCCUGGAAGGCUCAAACUUGGAGCUUAAAUCAACGAUUGAAGGUCUAGAAGAUGCGAACAAGAAAAUGAAAUCAGAGAUUGAAAACUUGGAAGGUGAAAACCUAAAGUUGAAAUCUGCUAAUGUUGAUCUUGAAGAAAAAGCUAAUGCUGAACUUCCAGCUACUUGCAAAAGUCCUGUAAAAGGCAUUCUCAAAAGUCCCGGCAAGAACGAUGUGAAGACUAGUGGGGAAAUGAAUCCAGUCUCUCCCCGCAACAAGCGCAAACUUUUUAUUGCUAGUGACAAUGGACCUGGAAAGAGUGUCCGCUUCAAUGAACAAAAAUUGAUUCGCUACGGAAAGAGUGAUAUCUCAAGCCAGCAAACUGGAAAAAGUGUUGAUAUGAGUUUCGUUAAAAAGUCGAUCUCAGCUGAGCCAAAGCGAGUCUUGACUGUGGUCAACAAAAUCCAAGACAAAAAGCCCGAAACGGUCUUUGAUACUCUAGAUGAGAUGGACUGUUUCAUGGAUGACUUUUAA